This is a messenger RNA of Acanthoscelides obtectus, 579 nucleotides long. Lineage: Eukaryota; Metazoa; Arthropoda; Insecta; Coleoptera; Chrysomelidae. The record is from the annotation of a GenBank genome assembly.
GUUUGAACCAAGCUACUGAGGCUUCGAUUUUAUUUAGGUAUUAUUUAUCUAGUUAUUACGGUCCUGUAGGAGCAACCCCUAUCUUUUUUUCUUUUUUCAGGUUAACCCCGGAUCGCCAGCUGAACGAGCUGGACUAACUCCAGGGGAUGCGGUGAUCAAAAUAAACAAUAUUGAUGUAUACAAUCUAAGACACAAGGAUGCACAAGAUGUAGUUGUCAGAGCAGGACCAGCUUUCGAAAUGACAGUACAGAGGGGCGGACUGACGUGGCGGCCGUCAGUGACUCCCACAGGACACGUACCAGCGCCCUCUCCCAUCAUUUCCAACAACAUCAGCCCCGUGACCAGGACGUCGCUCGCCGCACCCAAAGGUGACAACUUUGGAGCCGUCGGCACCGGACACAACUUGUCAGCAAAACCGUUCGCGCCGCAGGUGAACGGGUCAUUGAACGGUGGACCGAGAUUAGUAAACAAGCAGUACAAUACACCUGUCAAAUUAUAUUCAGAAGACACUAUAGCCGAAACCUUAGCAGCGCAAUCAGAAGUUUUAGCCCCUGGAGUAGUAGGGUAAGCUUUAGAAAA